Messenger RNA from Heterostelium album PN500, 906 nucleotides. RefSeq names its product WD40 repeat domain-containing protein (gene sec13). Gene Ontology annotation, biological process: COPII-coated vesicle budding; positive regulation of TOR signaling; protein import into nucleus. Gene Ontology annotation, cellular component: COPII vesicle coat; nuclear pore outer ring. Bases 1 to 906 code for a protein of 301 amino acids. Gene Ontology annotation, molecular function: structural molecule activity; protein binding. The transcript is spliced from 4 exons. The record is from RefSeq and is a predicted model, not a curated record. NCBI's taxonomy places the organism in Eukaryota, Evosea, Eumycetozoa, Acytosteliales, Acytosteliaceae.
AUGGCACAGGUUAAUUUAGAUACUCAUCAUGAGGAUAUGGUUCAUGAUGCACAAUUCGAUUACUAUGGAAAAUAUUUAGCGACAUGCUCGAGCGAUAGACUUAUAAAGAUUUUCGAUGUCGGUGGAGACAACCACGUACAUCUCGCAGACUUGAGAGGACACGAAGGUCCAGUCUGGCAAGUAGCAUGGGCACAUCCAAAGUUUGGAAAGAUAUUGGCAUCGGCAUCGUACGACAGAAAGGUCAUCAUCUGGAAAGAAACAAACAACAACCAAUGGAGCAUCAUCCACCAAUAUUCCGGUCACGAACUCUCUGUCAACUCUAUCUCAUGGGCGCCACACGAGUUUGGUCUGUGCUUAGCGUGUGCAUCUUCCGAUGGUACCGUUUCAAUUCAUAACUUUAAAGACAAUGUUUGGGAACAACCACAAAAGAUUACAGUAUCUCAAAUCGGUGUAAAUUCAAUUUCUUGGGCACCAGCUUCAACACCAGCAUCACUUGUCAAUGCUACACAACAAUCGAUUCCAGCACCCGUCAAACGUAUUGUCACCGGUGCAUGUGAUAAUUUAAUUAGAAUUUUCAAAUUCUCAGAAGAUAAAUGGGUACUUGAAAAGCAAUUGGAAGAACAUAAGGAUUGGGUUAGAGAUGUCGCUUGGGCACCAAAUAUCGGAUUGCCAACAUCAAAGAUUGCAUCAUGCUCACAAGACAGAACCGUUGUAAUUUGGACUCAAGACGAAGCCGGUAAUUGGUCGGGAAAACCACUACCAAAGUUUGACGAUAUCGUGUGGAGAGUAAACUGGUCUGUUAUUGGACAUAUUUUAGCUGUAUCGUGUGGUGACAAUCAAGUGACUCUUUGGAAGGAAGGUUUGGACUCUGAGUGGAAGCCAGUAUCACAAAUUGAGAAUAAUUAA